Messenger RNA from Malaclemys terrapin pileata, 2742 nucleotides. RefSeq names its product prodynorphin (gene PDYN). Gene Ontology annotation, biological process: chemical synaptic transmission; sensory perception; neuropeptide signaling pathway. Lineage: Eukaryota; Metazoa; Chordata; Testudines; Emydidae. Bases 402 to 1190 code for a protein of 262 amino acids. Gene Ontology annotation, molecular function: opioid receptor binding. The record is from RefSeq and is a predicted model, not a curated record. The transcript has 5 exons. Gene Ontology annotation, cellular component: axon terminus; plasma membrane; dendrite.
GCCCAGGCGUCCAUGCUGUUACAAAGACGAUGCAGAAUCAUAACCUCUUGAGCAUCACCCCAGUCAGGCGUCUCCUGCUCUCUGGUCCCUGCUGGUUUCUUUCAUCUGAGACUUACUGGGAAGAAAGAGAGGGAAAGUUGGUAAUUAUCAAUAGCUCGAUGUGCAGGGAAAGAGGAGGUGGAGUGUGUGGCAGGGGGAAAGUACAACUAACCCCUGGCUGUGAAUAAAAACCUGCAUUUCAAUAGCAAGCGCAGGUGGAAGCUUUAGAACAAGUGAAGAGGCUUGUUCCGUAUACAGCGUCGGAAGGUCAAGCUCUGGGAGCUUGACUCCAUCUCAAAGACGUUACCGAGCCGACGAAGGCUUUCUGACAGUUGGAAAACAGGAAGUGCCCACUGCGCAGAAUGGAGUGGCAGGUUCUGCUGUUGGCUCUUUGCAUGGGUUUGGCUCAUUCGGCCUCUGCAGACUGUGCGGCCCAGUGCUCCAUGUGUGCCGUGCAGACCCAGGAUUUGGAGAAGCCCAUCAGUCCUCUGAUCUGUUCGCUGGAGUGUCAGGGCUCCUUGCUGUCCCGCACGGAGUGGGAGAGGUGCCAGACCGCUCUGGAUCUCCUCGCCCCGCUGAUGGCAGUGGUGGAGGGCCAGGGCCUGUCCCCUCUGGAGGCUGAGGCGAAGGCAGAGCCAAAAGGGAGCCCCAUCCCCGGCGAGCUCCCCAGCGGCCUGGUCAAACGGUACGGUGGCUUCAUGAAGAAACUGGACAAGAACAAGAUUUUCUCCCUCUUGCGUGAGAACGCCCACAGCAAAGGCGGCAUGACUAAGAAGUACGGUGGUUUCUUCCGCAAGCCGGGGGAGAGGGCGGCCUCUGAGGUGGUGGAGGACUACCCAGAGCUGGAGGCCGGGGAGACAGACGACCAUGGGGAAGAACCUGAGGAAGGAAACCUCAAGGACGAGAUGAAGCGCUACGGGGGCUUUCUCCGCAAGUACCCCAAGCGGAGCUCGGCGCUGGCGCCCGAGGGGGAGGGCCAGGAGCUGGAGGACCUGCACAAGCGCUACGGGGGCUUCAUGCGCAGGAUCCGCCCCAAGCUCAAAUGGGACAAUCAGAAGCGCUACGGGGGCUUCCUGCGGCGCCAGUUCAAGGUGACGACGCGGUCGGAUGAGGACCCCAACGCCUACUCGGGGGAGGUCUUGGACCUAUAGAACCCCCCUGACAGUCGGAAUACUUCCAGUAUGGACUGCAUCGCUCCUCCCGCCCCACAUCACCCUCCUGUGCUCAGCCAAGCAUCCCAGGCAUCACACACCGACCCAGGCGCACCACCUCGCUGCUGCUUCCCUGAAGAGCCAGAUGUUUCGAGCCAGGCAGGGAUUGCCACUGGCAACGUUCCUCCUCCGUUUCUGUCUCUGUCAACUCUGGGACUUGGACCUGCUGCCGUUUCCAGCACCGAACUGAUCAGGCCAGCUAGGGGGUUAGUUCAGCUGUAUCGAAAGCAGGUUACUUUAAUUCAGUCUCAGACGACUGAUUAUCGACCCUCCCUGUGAUCCUUAGCGAUGAGCCCAACUCACCCUCCAGUCGGAGUACCCCAAACGCUGGGGAAGUUCAGCUCUGGAGCCAACUCGGUGGCUGGCCCCUUUGGUCCGUCAUGGACCAACCCAGAGUUCCAGAUUCAAAGGCCUCCCAGCUUUGGGGGAGUUUGGCUCUAGUUCCAAAUCGGAACCAUCCAGCUGUAGUUCUUUGCGGUGGAAACCCAUUUUCAAAGGUCCCCGGCGCUGGCACCAGGUGCUGCCGGGCAUUUCCAAUUUAAAUAUUCGAAUGGAAACAGAGGCAUCUGUUACUUGCCUUCUAGUCUAUCCAUUCAGACGCCUCUGCUCAGAACAGCCAGUGUGUCCCAGAGGGACCUGUGUUUGUACAGGAGGGCAUCUUGCCUGGAGAGCAAGGUGGGCUUGCCCUAUAGAACCCUGACUUGCUUCAUUAUAUUCCAGCUAAAUCCCAGCUGUGAUCCUUUCUAAUACACACGAGAGAGGCACACUUCUAAUGAAGCGAUGAAAUCACAAUAGUGUCGCACUUCUGAAGGCACCUGAGUCAGCCUCUCGUUUGUCACCUGGGGAUUCACACACACAGUCAUUAAGGGAGCCGAGUGAAUGGAGGUAUUGUGCUGCCAGAUUUGCUGGCACAGUCCGAUUGUUUGUGCCUUGGAGUGAUUGUGUGCACAGAAUUGCAGGUGCAAAUAAUUAGGAGCACGGACUGACACUAGCUGUCCCCAUUCUCGCUCUGCUCACAGGGGAUCGCUCCCACACACAAUGGCAGAAAUCAAUGAGGAGCCAUUUCUGAAAGUUUGGCUCAUCAUGUAGUUCUCAUUGCAACCAUCAGUGUUCUCCCCCGUCCCCCAGCUAGUGCUGAAUUGCAACAGGCCAACAAAAAUACCCUGAGACAGAGGCAGGAACGGGCGGGGCUUGGCACACUGUUUCCUUUUCCAACCCUGGGCAAAAUUGGGAAAUUAAACUAGAGGAAAGCUCUGAAAAGGAAUGUAGAUGAGGUCUGGACUCUGCCUGAGACGCAUUGUUUGGCUAAGCACAGGCCUCCAUCGGCCCUCACCUGCUCCCUUGUGCUGUUCUGAAAUGUACAGAUUGUUUCGGAGUCUGGUUACUUUCCGUUAUUACGUUUACAAAAAGAAAUAAAGUUUGGUCUGUCUUGAGAUGGGUCACGUUCACCCUCUUCCUUUUCUGUAUGGUAAAUAAAAAGAUGUUAAUGAGA